UGCUUGCUUCCUCUUCAUAAAUUUCCCAUCAUCAUCUCUCUGUCGCCACCCUUUGAUUUGUUAUUUUCUGGGACUUUGGUAUCUUUUUUAAAUAUAUUUCUGGGUAUUAGUUGUUGUUACUGAAUUUUGUUUGGUUAUUAAAGAUAUUAAGCUUCGCCGGUGUCAUCAUAACGAGAAAUGGGAUGAGAAACGUGUGGAGGACGAUGAGGAAGCUGGGACUGCUGAUGUUUCGCUUCUUGUCUCAGUCCAUUAUUCAUUAAACUCUCUCCUUUGGCUUGUUGGCAUUGAUUGUGCUUGCUUUCUUCAGAAUUGUAAGCAUAUUAAAGAAGUUUUUUUCCCUUCUUAUCGAAGGCACAUAUUUUCCUUUGAAAAAAGGGGCCAUUCCUUUGCCUCUGGUACUUGGUUUGGUUUUAUUCAGCUAAUAGAGACAUGGACAGAGAAAGAAGGAAACUUUAUCUUUGGUAUAUGGGUAAUAGCAUCACAGCCACAAGGAAUUUAAACAGAGCUUCUUGAGUUUUUUUUUUUUUAAAAGGAUUUUCCUUUUGUUUCUCAUAAUCUGUAAAGGUGUUCUCGAGAAAAACAAUAAACAUGAAGUUUAUGAAGCUUGGCUCGAAGCCUGACGCCUUCCAAGCUGAUGGCAGAUGUGUCCGGCAUGUCACAUCUGAUUUGCCAACAGAUGUCACCAUUAAUGUUGGUGAAGUUAAAUUCUACCUUCACAAGUUCCCUCUGCUGUCUAAGAGCCGUCACUUGCAAGAACUAGUGCUGAAAGCCAGUGAGGAAUGCUGUGAUGGGAUUAAUAUGGUUGAUUUUCCGGGUGGGCCAAAGGCAUUUGAAAUUUGUGCUAAAUUCUGCUAUGGGAUGACCGUUACUUUAAAUGCUUACAGUGUCGUGGCUGCACGUUGUGCUGCUGAAUACUUAGGGAUGACUGAGGAUGUUGAUCGAGGUAAUCUGAUUUUUAAAAUCGAAGUAUUUCUUAAUUCUAGCAUAUUCCGUAGCUGGAAAGAUUCCAUUAUUGUUCUACAAACCACCAAAUCUGUUCUACCAUGGUCCGAAAACCUGAAGAUCGUUGGAAGAUGCAUUGAUUCCAUAGCAUCUAAAACCUCAGUGGAUCCAGCAAACGUUACAUGGUCCUACACUUAUAACAGGAAGCUGUCAGCGUGUGGCAAAGUUGCUACAGAGGGUAUGAAAUUUAGAGAGAAGAUUGUAUCUGUUCCGAAUGAUUGGUGGAUUGAAGAUAUAUGUGAGCUAGACAUUGAUCUCUACAAGCGAGUCCUGACUGCCGUGAAAUCAAAGGGAAGAAUGGAUGGUGUGGCUAUUGGUGAGGCUCUGAAAACUUUCGCUGUUAGAUGGUUGCCAGAUUCUGUCGAUGCCUUGGUUUCUGAUGUACACUCGUGGAGGAACAAAUUACUUGUGGAAACAGUUGUGUGUUUAUUGCCUUCGGAUAAGAGUGUUGGCUGUUCAUGUAGUUUCUUGUUGAAGCUGUUGAAAGUUGCCAUCCUGGUUGGGGUGGAUGAUUCCUCAAAGGAAGAUCUAUUGAAUAGGAUAAGCUUAAAGUUGCAUGAAGCUUCUGUCAAGGAUUUAUUAAUCCCGGCACGGCCUCCACAAACUACAUUAUAUGAUGUUGAAAUUUUUCUAUCUAUUGCAAAUCAGUAUAUGAUGCAUAUUCAAGAUUUAUAUGUUGCAAAGAAUGAGACAGGAUGUACCGAUUUUGUUCUAGGGCAUGGAUCCUUGUUGAGUGUUGGUAAAUUGAUUGAUGAGUAUCUUGAAGAAAUUGCAUGUGACCCAAACCUUUCCCUUGCCGUUUUCAUUGACUUGUCUCGGUCUAUACCCGAGUUUGCUAGACCAAUUCAUGACGGACUCUAUAAAGCCAUUGACAUGUACCUAAAGAAGCAUCCAAGCUUGACGAAGGACGAAAGAAAGAAUUUGUGUGGCUUGAUGGAUGUCAAGAAAUUGACAAUGGAUGCAUCUAUUCAUGCUGCACAGAAUGAGAGACUUCCACUUCGAGUUGUAGUACAAGUUCUCUUCUUUGAGCAGGUUAGGGCUACUACAGCUGGAGCUCAAUCACUUAACAACAAUCCUUGUGGUGCAUCCCAUUCCACGACCAACACCGAUGAAGAAUCGGAGAAGACUGCAGCUGAAGUUUGCAAAUCCCUCGAUCAACAGAUGAGUCAGGUUAAGAUAACCAGGGACGAAUUCCAAAAAAAUGGUAAGUUGGCCAAAAGUAAUAGCAAAAACAGUAACAGCGAUGUGCAGCUGCUGCCAUCUCGAUCAAGAAAAAUAUUCGACAAAUUGUGGGGAUUCGGUAAAGGGCAUGUGGAAAACAGAAGUUCUGAGACAUCUACAAGUUCACAAAGCCCAACUUCAAUGGUUCCAGGGGAUACCAAGUCUUCGGGUUCAUCUUCCAGGAACAGGAGAUUUUUAGUGUAAAAAGUUGUAGGAUUUUGUUGCAGUUGAUGAUGAAGGUUCUUACCAUAAGGGAAGCAUUCUAAAAUGGGAUCAGCUGCAUAAAAUUUGUAAUCAGUUUUAUUUUUAUGUUUUGUGCUUUCGUUUUUAACAUCUUAUCCAACUGUACGAUCAUCCUUGUAUUAACUUUCAUGUAGUUAAUCGGAGGAUUACAUUUCCUUUAAACUUGGUAACUU
Hibiscus syriacus is the source of this 2639-nucleotide messenger RNA. Its product is annotated as BTB/POZ domain-containing protein NPY1-like. The transcript is spliced from 5 exons. Lineage: Eukaryota; Viridiplantae; Streptophyta; Magnoliopsida; Malvales; Malvaceae. Bases 589 to 2427 code for a protein of 612 amino acids. Gene Ontology annotation, molecular function: protein binding. The record is from RefSeq and is a predicted model, not a curated record.